This is a messenger RNA of Colletotrichum higginsianum IMI 349063, 480 nucleotides long. Its product is annotated as RecQ family ATP-dependent DNA helicase. Bases 1 to 480 code for a protein of 159 amino acids. The transcript has a single exon. NCBI's taxonomy places the organism in Eukaryota, Fungi, Ascomycota, Sordariomycetes, Glomerellales, Glomerellaceae. The record is from RefSeq and is a predicted model, not a curated record.
AUGUGGUCUUAUUUUGUUUUCGAGAUAUUCCGCAACUGCCCAUCUCAGACUCAGCGAAGGCAAUACUUAGUCAUCGGCUCCAAAUCAAUUUCAAUAACCCAUUUACGAAUUCUCUCAUCAUCAAAGGACCAGAGAACCAAAAUAGGAGACCUCAACAGACUGACCGACUUGAACAAACAGCUCACCGGCAAGAAAAGGCCUGGGCAGCACCAGCACCAGCCGCAGCAACAGCAGGAGCUGUGCCAGACAGCGGGUAGCAAACAGGAAUGGGCAAACAUCGGUUCGGAGACCAAGAGGGCCAUUGCUGACUACCAGGCCGACCAGGCCGCCGGCAAGAGCCCUGGCUACACCAAGAUCGGGGGCGUCGUCGAGACGGCAUUCUCUGCUUACAACGGCGGCGGCGAUGACAGCAUUAGGAUUGGGAAGAAGGGGGGUCUUGCGGAUAUCGGUAAAGAAAUCAGUGCUGGUUUCAACAUUUGA